AUGACCGAUCAUAGCCAGAAGAUUAUUCUGCAUAUGAACAAGAACCAUCAGAUGUCCUUAGAAGAUUACGUGGUGGUUUAUGGAAAUGUCAAACCUGCAUUGAUAAAGGAGUCCACAGUCAAGAUCGGUGACAUUGAUGUAUCGUUGAUGAGUCUUGUAUAUCAGGAUGUUGCUGGAAUGCCUCAAACUCUUGUCAUUAGCUGGGAUGAAGCAAUUGAAAAUGAAAGCAUUCCCGUUAAUUCCUUUAAGGAUAUUAAGGCAAAAUUGGUUGCAAUGGCGAAGUAUGCUGCUAAUAGACGAGGAUAUUCUCAUAAAAAGAUUACAAAAGUGCUCUUUCCAGGUUCCAAAGAUAUCUUUAUGUACGUGCUUUUUGUAUUGCUAAUAUCAGAAGUUCAGGACCCAUUACUUCUCAGAUCGGCAAUCACAAAUAAUCAGGGCCUUGCCUUUUUGGCAUCCAAGGCUCCAGAAUUCUUGGUGAAAGGCGCAAUUACUUUAGAGACUUAUGCGAGUCUACUUUUUUCUACAUUAUACUCGAUUCACCUUCUCGAGAUUGUAUUCGUCACACUUCCAAAACUUAACAAAUAUCGAGUUCCAUUAAAUAAGAAGUUGAUUUGGAUAAUAAUGAAUUUCUUUGAGGGUGUCUAUGCCAUUCAACGGCUCAAUAGUUUGAUCGACAAAUAA
Priceomyces carsonii is the source of this 681-nucleotide messenger RNA. RefSeq lists its product as uncharacterized. Bases 1 to 681 code for a protein of 226 amino acids. Lineage: Eukaryota; Fungi; Ascomycota; Pichiomycetes; Serinales; Debaryomycetaceae. The transcript has a single exon. The record is from RefSeq and is a predicted model, not a curated record.